AUGCCUUACACUAUACUAGCAACGUCGGGAAUCCCCAUUCCCGAAGAUUCCAACAUUCCCGCUGCGGGGCUCGCGCUAAAGAAACCAACAGAAGACGACAAGAAGACAUCUCAGGCUCUCGGUAUUUCCUUUCUGAAUAUUUCACUGUUUCUGUCGACACAAUGGGAUCCCGCAAUGGCACGAAAAGGCCGUGGAUCGAGACACCGCUCAUUGAAUCGGCGACGCUGUCGCAGCAAGCAGGAUGGUGAGACUACCCACGGUCCAUAUCUGGUGGAAGUAGAACAUGACGGUACACUGCAACAAAAUAAUACUGACAAGCGAUUGGAACAUGGCAGCAGAGUCUUCUUAAAACUGGAACUCCUCCAGCCAUCCGGCUCGUUUAAAUCGCGAGGAAUCGGCAACCUCAUUCUCUCGACCCUGAAAGACCCCGCCAACGCCGGCAAAAACGUGCAUUUCUUCAUCUCGUCCGGUGGCAACGCCGGCCUGGCCGCCGUGCAUGCAGCCCGCGAUCUCGGCUGCCCGUGUACAGUGGUCGUCCCGCACAGUACGAAGCCGUUCAUGAUUUCCAAGCUGCAAGCUGCGGGCGCGACGGCUGUGAUUCAACAAGGGGCGAGCUGGUUCGAGGCGGAUACGUUCUUGCGCAAGACGUAUAUUGAUCGACCGCAGGAGGGGACGGCCGAUGAUGCCGGCAAUGCUACUACUAACACGGUCAACGUCUAUGUCCCGCCCUUUGAUGACCCGCGUGUCUGGGCUGGAGCUGCGACGAUGGUUGAGGAGAUUGCGGCACAGUUGCCGCCUCGGCCGUCUUCGGAGUCUUCUUCUGUGUUUCCGGCCGAUGCGAUUGUGUGCAGCGUCGGCGGGGGUGGGCUCUUCAAUGGGAUUGUCGAGGGCACGACCAAGUGCCUGCAGUCUUCCUCAUCAUCUGUUUCUUCGGAACAUGCACCAGAAAACAAGGUGCAUAUUCUAGCUGCGGAAACUCAAGGCGCCCACUCCCUAGCUCAUUCGCUGCACGCGGGUGAGCUCCAGUCACUGUCCGCUAUUACCUCGCAGGCCAACGCACUUGGCGCUUUGUGCGUGGCGCGGCAGGCCUUUGUGAAUGCAACAUCGCCUCCGCCGGGAGUGCAGGUGACGAGCGUUGUGGGGUCGGACGCCGAGGCUGCGAAGGGUAUUCUGCGGCUGGCGGAUGAGGCACGACUGGAGGUUGAGCUGGCGUGUGGGAUUAGUGUCGAGGUUGCCAUUGGGGGCAAGCUGGCUGAGGUUCUUCCUGGCUUUGGGCCGGAGAGUCGCGUUGUGGUGGUUGUUUGUGGUGGGAGUAACAUUUCUGCGGAAAUGAUUGCGGAGUAUCGGCGGCAGCUUGAAAAUGGGUGGGAGUGA
This is a messenger RNA of Penicillium alfredii, 1374 nucleotides long. RefSeq names its product putative L-serine dehydratase. The transcript is spliced from 2 exons. Gene Ontology annotation, biological process: L-serine catabolic process; L-threonine catabolic process. NCBI's taxonomy places the organism in Eukaryota, Fungi, Ascomycota, Eurotiomycetes, Eurotiales, Aspergillaceae. The coding region runs from base 1 to 1374 and encodes 457 amino acids. The record is from RefSeq and is a predicted model, not a curated record. Gene Ontology annotation, molecular function: threonine deaminase activity; L-serine ammonia-lyase activity; pyridoxal phosphate binding.